AUGGCAGGCAAGGCCCCCAACACACGUUCCUAUGGAGCUGCGGCUACGGCCCCGCCUCCCUCCAACUAUGGAGGGCGAGGCGCAUAUAAUCCAGACAGCCUCUUUUCGGGGGCUCGCGAUUGGCAAAAUGAUGACGUAGAGGCGUUGGCUUCAGACCAGCGUUCGCGGCUUCUUCACACAAACGAACGCCUCGACGACCACAGCGACCGCCUCGCCCGAGCCCACCGCACGGCGCUGCAGAGCGAGCAGAUCGGGUACGAGAUUCAGGGCCAGCUGAGGGAGGACCGGGAGAAACUCGAACGAGCCUACGGCAAGGUGCAAGAUGUCAAUGACAACAUGAAGACCACGCGAACGAUUUUGCUAGGCAUGAGCAGGAGGGUGAUCACCAACAAGAUCAUCCUGGUGCUCAUCAUCCUCCUGCUCAUCGCCUCCAUCGGCGUCAUCAUCUACCUCAAGUGGGGCCGAGGGCUGAUCAACCAGAUCAGCUGA
This is a messenger RNA of Acanthamoeba castellanii str. Neff, 489 nucleotides long. Its product is annotated as vesicle transport V-snare protein, putative. Gene Ontology annotation, molecular function: SNARE binding; SNAP receptor activity. The transcript is spliced from 4 exons. Gene Ontology annotation, cellular component: SNARE complex; ER to Golgi transport vesicle membrane; late endosome membrane. Bases 1 to 489 code for a protein of 162 amino acids. NCBI's taxonomy places the organism in Eukaryota, Discosea, Longamoebia, Acanthamoebidae. The record is from RefSeq and is a predicted model, not a curated record. Gene Ontology annotation, biological process: vesicle fusion.